Ipomoea triloba (trilobed morning glory) is the source of this 2459-nucleotide messenger RNA. Its product is annotated as protease 2. Gene Ontology annotation, cellular component: cytosol. The record is from RefSeq and is a predicted model, not a curated record. Gene Ontology annotation, biological process: proteolysis. The transcript has 11 exons. Lineage: Eukaryota; Viridiplantae; Streptophyta; Magnoliopsida; Solanales; Convolvulaceae. Gene Ontology annotation, molecular function: serine-type endopeptidase activity. Bases 28 to 2304 code for a protein of 758 amino acids.
CCGAAAUGCAAGCGAUUGUGUCCCAGAAUGCUUCAACCUCUACGCAGCAGUAUAUUAAGCUCCAGUGCUCCUCUACUCCGUCCUCUUGCUCCUACUUCAAUCUCGAAGAGGAUUUGUAGCACAAUCAGACUUUCUGCUCGAACAAUGUGCAACGACGCUUCAGCUAGCAUACCUACUCCGCCGGUGGCGAAGAAGGUGAAGCACGAGAUGGAGCUUUUCGGCGACGUGAGAGUCGACAACUACUACUGGCUCCGCGACGACCAUCGCUCUGAUCCUGAGGUUCUCUCUUAUCUCAAGGAGGAAAAUGACUACACUGAUUGCGUCAUGUCUGGUACAAAACAAUUGGAAGAUGAGAUUUAUGCUGAGAUAAGAGCAAGAAUCAAGGAAGAUGACAUUUCAGCACCUAUAAGACGGGGGCCUUAUUACUACUACCAAAGGACGCUUCAAGGCAAGGAAUAUGCCCAACACUGUCGACGCCUUGCACCCAAUCAUGAAGCUUCAUUAUCUGUUCAUGAUACCAUGCCUACAGGACCUGAUGCCCCACCAGAGCAUGUAAUCCUUGAUGAGAAUGUCAAAGCUCAAGGCGAAGAAUUUUAUAGUAUCAGUGCUUUUAAAGUAAGUCCUAAUGGUAAGUUGGUGGCAUAUGCUGAAGACACAAUAGGAAAUGAAAUAUAUACUGUUCAUAUUAUUGACAUUGAAUCUCGAGCACCAGUUGGAGAGCCUCUUGUUCGUAUGACAUCAGAACUCGAGUGGGCAGGUGAUGAGGCCCUAGUUUAUGUCACAAUGGAUGAAAUUCUUCGGCUUGACAAGGUGUGGCUGCACAGGUUGGGAACAGACCAAGCUCAUGACACCUGCCUUUAUCAUGAAAAGGAUGACAUAUUUUCAUUGGAUCUUCGGGCAUCUGAGAGCAAGAAAUAUUUGUUUGUAGCAUCCGAGAGUAAAACUACAAGAUUUGUGUUCUAUCUAGACAUUUCAAAACUUGAUGAUGGAUUAUUAGCUUUGACACAUCGAGUAAAUGGAAUUGAAACAUAUGUUAGUCAUCGUGGAAAUCACUUUUUUAUCCAGAGGAAGAGUGAUGAAUGUUUUAACUCAGAAUUGAUUGCAUGCCCUGUGGAGAAUAUAUCAGCAACAAGUGUUCUUCUUCCUCACAGGCCAAGCAUAAAGAUCCAGGAAAUGCAACUUUUCAGUGACCAUCUUGCUGUUUACGAGCGUGAAAAUGGUCUGCCUAAAAUAACUGUAUAUCGCCUUCCUGCUGCUGGGGAGCCACUGGAAGAACUUCAAGGUGGUAGGGUUGUUGAUUUUGUUGAUCCAAUAUACUCCGUGGAUCCAUCAGAAUCACAGUUUUCAUCCAGCAUUCUAAGGUUUUUCUAUAGUUCCCUAAAAACUCCUCCUUCUGUAUAUGACUAUGACAUGGACACAGGAGUUUCUGUUUUGAAGAAGAUUGAUCCGGUAUUGGGUGGAUUUGAUUCAUCAAAUUAUGUGACUGAAAGGCAACAGGCUACUGCCUCAGAUGGCACUGAAAUACCUAUAUCAAUUACUUAUAAGAAGAACCUUGUGAAGCUUGACGGUUCAGAUCCACUUCUUCUUUACGGUUAUGGGUCAUAUGAGGUUUGCAUUGAUCCCUAUUUUAAGGCAUCAAGAUUGUCCUUGUUGGACCGAGGGUUCAUUUAUGCAAUUGCUCAUAUUCGUGGGGGUGGUGAAAUGGGGAGACAGUGGUACGAAAAUGGGAAACUGCUGAAGAAGAAAAAUACUUUCACAGAUUUUAUUGCUUGCGCAGAGCACUUGAUUGAAAAGAAAUAUUGCAACAAAGAAAAGCUUUGCAUCAAUGGUAGAAGUGCUGGAGGAUUGCUAAUUGGUGCUGUGCUCACUAUGCGCCCUGAUUUAUUUAAGGCAGCUGUUGCUGAAGUGCCUUUUGUAGAUAUUUUAACCACAAUGCUUGACCCAACUAUUCCUCUAACAACUUCUGAGUGGGAGGAAUGGGGUGAUCCUCGUAAAGAAGAAUAUUAUUUCUACAUGAAGUCAUAUUCUCCUGUUGAUAAUGUCAAGCCACAAUGUUACCCAGCUAUUCUUCUUACAACUGGUUUAUAUGAUCCACGUGUUCUCUACUCGGAACCAGCAAAAUUUGUAGCCAAGUUGAGGGAUAUGAAGACUGAUGACAAUAUGCUAUUGUUCAAAUGUGAAUGCAGUGCUGGGCACUUUUCAAAAUCAGGAAGGUUUGAAAAGCUCAAGGAAGUUGCCUUCACGUAUGCUUUCAUUUUGAAGGCUUUAAGCAUGAUUCCCUCACCAGGCUCCAAGACCAACUGAUAAAGUUACAUUCGCCAUUCGGGGAUACUAUCUUAGGGGGUGUAUUCCAUCAUAACUUUCAUAGAAUUUUAAAGACUUUUAUAAACUUUAAAAGUUUGGAGGUAUUCAAUUCAAACUUUUAGAAAGUAUUUAAAAGUCAUGCGGUAUUCGAUCAA